Didymodactylos carnosus is the source of this 621-nucleotide messenger RNA. The record is from the annotation of a GenBank genome assembly. Lineage: Eukaryota; Metazoa; Rotifera; Eurotatoria; Philodinida; Philodinidae.
AUGAAAUCAACGUCUCGUUUGCAUCAGCGAAACCGUGCUUCAAAAGUUAAGGAAAUUCAGGCAAUGGAUGAACACCUGCUUCUGUUGUACGACAAUAAAGAACUUGUAUUAUGGAACAAUGAGGAAUUUAUUUGCCUAGAUAAGAACUCUCUACUGUACACAGUCAAUCAAGAUCAGAAUCGAUUGGUUACCUUGUCAACUGCUGCUGCUGCUAACGAUUCUGUUUUAUUGUUGUACGAUAUAAAACAGAAAUUGAAAGGCAGUAUACGUCUACAAACAGAACAAAAAUGUGAUCUAUUGUGUCUAAAUGACCACGGAGAUUAUCUGUUUGUAAUUGAUAGAGAGAAAUGUGUACUGUCUGUCUACAGUGUAGAAAAUGGAAAGUUAGUAGAACAGUUGUACAUUGAAAAUUUGAUGAAAACAAUCGAUACGAAAGCAACAGAUGAUAAGUUAGUUUUGUCUGUUAAUAAUGAAUUGAUGGUAUUGGAAUUAAAAAAAGCACGACUGUUAGAAAAUAAUAAUGAUGAAACGAUAGGAAAAAACCUAUGUGAGAUGAUAAAACCAGAUGAUUGGCUUUGUGCUGAUCCAGAUGAUCAACAAUGGACUAUUAGUGAAGUUUGA